CAAGAAGCGGGUCCAGCGAGCGGAAACAUUCGGCAAAAUAAUGAACGAUAGGCAAAAACUUAUAAUAGAUAACGCUAUCAAUCAUGGAAAUGAGUUAAAACAGCGAAUUUAAUGUAGUUUCAAUUAGUUUUUUCGAUCACUGUUGAUAAGUUGUAAGGGGCGUUGAUAGAUUUAGCAGUUUGUAAAAGAUCGCGCUAUCUGGCUAAUGUUAACGUUGGGUUAGUAACGUUAAAUGCGAUUGAACACUCCGUUGCUGGCUGAUAUAAAUAUUUGUUCCCGCUACGUUUAUAUCUUUCAUUUUAAACAUGAAGCCAGGAAAGCCGUUAUUUUUGAAGACAUAUGGUAAGGAGAGGCGAAUGCUGCCCGCUUGGAUCGUCCCUGAAAACCGCAAGCAGACCUUCGACAGUACACGCUCAACAGACGGCGACAGCUCCGUCGUUGAACCCGAAAAACUCUCGAGGAUAAGAGAGAAGAAGACUAGUGUCUGUAGGAAAAAGCUGCGUCCUGCCAAGAAAAAGGCCAUGCUAUGUCUGGCUGAGAAGAGCUUUGAUGAGGAGAAUACCUCCUAUUCCUCCUGUCCUCAGCCUGCUCAGCAGAGAAAGACAACCAGAGCAAAGAAGACUAGUGUUGUCAGUGGUAGAGCAGUCCGUUCUGCUAAGAGAAGAGCCAUGUUAUGUCUGGCAGACACCAGCAGUGAUGAGGAGAACAUCAGCAGGACCUCUUCGCCCAGCCCUCAGCCUGCCCAGCAGAGCAAGGCAACCAGUGGUCAUGGUCCUUCUCUGGGCCGCUUUGUAACCAGCCGCAGACGUGCUGCGAAACCCAAACUCCCUAAAAAAACGUUCAGUAAUAUACUCGGCUCUUCAGCUGACUUUACUUCGGGAGCAUUUAGUUGCAGUAAGAUUCUUCGGCCUUCUAGGAGGAGGCUCCCCCCAUCAUUUGUGUUGUCGAGUGCGGAGAACUCGGUGAAUGUUGAAGGGACUGCCGGCUUUGCCACCAACCCCUUCCGAGAGAUAUCCCUCAAUGAGUCAACAGAGCCCAUCCUCAGAGCCUGCCCCAGGAAACCCAUCUUUUGCUCGACACCCUCAGCAGGCUCCGUCAGCAAACGGCCACGCCUUUUAUCCUUACCUGUCAAUGAUCAAACUUCCACCCGUCCAUCGAUGUCAGUAAGUUGUAUAGGUGUCUUGAGCACAUUCCAAGAAGAUGUGAAUUCACCAGUGCAGCCUGUCUCCCCACCGUGUUCUGCAUCAUCUAUUGGGCUUCGUUCUGAGAAGAAGCCGCAAUCGAGCCUUGGUGAGCAAGAACCAGACCUGCAUCACCAUGAAGAACCUUCUUGUUAUUUGUUUAUGGAAUCCAAGAGCACUAACGAGAGAAGUAGUUGUCGUGAGGACGCCAAAAGCCACAGUGAACACUUAAAGACCAAGAAUGUUGCGGAAUUACCAAGUCUAAAUCGGCUCUCUACAGAUGACAGUGAAAGCAGCAAUCAGUUUGUGUCUGCAGCAGGAGGGUUAGAGUGGCUGAUCGACGCUCUGAAGGAGAAAUGUUUGAGAGAGCAAUGCACCGUGCGGCUGGAACGAUUUGACAACCUCACUGUGUCUCAGCUAUGCAGUCAAACGACCUACUCAUCCUGUUUGGGACUUUCAAGCUCAGCACACAGCCUGCAAACAAAUGAACAUCCACCAUCUGUGGACAGCUGUCAAAUUGUUGACCUUUCUCAGUCUUUGGAACCAUCAAACAUUAGAACCAGUGAUUCUGAACAUGCAGCUUCAGUGACUGACAGUCAAAGUGCUAACAAUUCUCCAUCAGCUGAAUACUCAAGCACACAGGAAUCCAUGGAGCAGCUAGCAUCAGUACUUUAUGGUGAAUCUACCCCCGACAAAGACAGCAGUGUUGAGUUUAUCAUGAGCACACAAUUACCUACUAACAGCUCAAAAGGUCAUACUAAGAAGAGUACAAUUCAGCUCAAAAACUCAGAUGCAAACAAGUCUGGAAAUGACGAUACACAUAACAUUGAGGACCCAGAAGAGUUUGCAUGUUCAGGAGAAAUCACUCAGAGAAUGAUGACGUCUGUUAGACGGUCAAUUAUCAACAGCAGUCCGGUAUUUCAUGAGCGAGAAACGAAAGAAAAGGCAGCGCUCACAACGUUUCUGAAGGAGAAAUGUCUAACUGACAAAGUCAAUGUUGAGAUAAAGAGAUUAUCAUCAUCACAACUAAGAGAAAGCCUGCAGCUCAAAGACGCACAGCUUAAAUCACCCACAGAUGUGUCAGACUCAGUCAGGGAUGACCACCAGUCUGAGAGGGACACUAAUCACCAUAAUAAAGAAACUUCUGCCAUUCAUUUCGAUAUGAAAAAGAGAGCAACAAUGGGCUUAACUAGAUCUGAAGACAAGAUCGCUUCAGACAAAGGAGAAGUAAAGAACUCUUGCAACGUUCUCCAAAAGGGAAAAAAGAUAUCUCUGGUUCCUAAAGAAAAGAAAAGGAGGAGCAUGUCUACGGACCGUCCUGGGACGACGAGGAAGGCAUGUGUGAGCGGUCUGAGUGUGAGUCGCUGGAAAAACAAAGGCAGCGCCAGCACACACGUGGUCAGGGGCAGUACUGCACAGACGGGCGGUAACAAGGCCGUGGACUGCAGCCUCAACGAGCUCAUCUCCACACAACACAAACGGCCAAGGGAGCCGUUGGGAAACAACAGGAAUUUCUCCACCCCGGUGAGAGCGAGUCGGCUCAACCUCUCGUCUCUGUUGGCUGACUUGACACCGAACACACACACCUGGAGCAGACUCAAAGCUGCCCUCUCUGUUCAUCGCAAGGGCAUGGUGCAAUUCACUCCGAGCAGUUUACGGCGGUCAGUGUCGGGCUCGCAUGCAAGAGCGGCAUUAGCGGAUGUCAGCCAGGACCUCUUUGCCACGCCCUUUCGAACACCGCGCCACAAACUCCUCCAGCCACAGCUGCUGAGCCGCGAUUCUCUGGUUGUGUGUGACGACGCAGAUCUGUCGGAUGCAGAGAAGGUGUAUGAGGAGUGUGGCCAGCCGCGCCCUCUACCCUGGGAGGAGUGCAUACUCCCUCGGUGCAUGAAACAGUGCGUGAAGAUAGGGGAGGGGACCUUCGGUGAAGUCUUCUCCACCACCAAUGCCUCAGGAGACACUGUUGCACUCAAAAUCAUUCCAGUAGAGGGCAGUGAGAAGGUGAACGGCGAGGACCAGAAGACUUUAGGAGAGAUUCUCCAUGAGAUUAUUAUUUCAAAGGAUCUGAGCAGCCUGAAAGAGAAGCAGCAGAACAAAACUCAUGGAUUUAUUGGACUCAACGAUCUCCACUGCGUUCAAGGCUGCUACCCUCCAGAUUUCCUGAAUGCUUGGGACACCUUCGACCAGCAGAAAGGCUCUGAGAACGACAGACCAGAUUUCUUUGAAAAGGAUCAGUUAUUCCUAAUCCUUGAGUUUGAGUUUGGGGGCAUCGACCUAGAGAACAGCAAUGGAACGCUGGCGUCGUUGGUCGUGGCAAAGAGCAUCCUUCAUCAGGUCACUGCUGCCCUGGCUGUUGCUGAGCAGGAGCUACACUUUGAACACAGGGACCUCCACUGGGGCAACGUGCUGGUCAAAACAACCAAGGAGAAGAAGGGCAGCUUCCUCCUGAAUGGAGCAGCACACUCUCUGGAAACUAAAGGGGUGUUGGUCCGCAUCAUUGACUACUCUCUGUCCAGACUAGAAAUCGAUGGUCUGACGGUGUCCUGUGAUAUCUCCAACGAUGAGGAGCUUUUCAUGGGCCAGGGAGAUUACCAGUUUGAUAUCUACAGACUCAUGAGACAGGAGAAUGGAAACAACUGGAGUAACUACCACCCCCAUUCCAACGUGCUGUGGCUACACUACCUGUGCUCCAAGCUGCUUUCCAUGAAGUACCGGUCCUCAGGAGGGAGGGGGGCCAAGGGCAUACGAGAGGAGCUCACUUGUUUCUAUGACAACGUCCUCCAGUACAGCUCUGCCACUGAGGCGCUGCAAAAUUGCUCCAUGUUUCAGUAGCAUGUGAGCGCUGAACGCUUGGAGUGUGAGGAUGCCCACAGUGCUUUCCAUAUGAAGAGGGAAUCUGGUGCAUCUGCCUGUCAUCUUUGAUGAGCUGUGACAUGUUAAGAUGUUUUUAUCCCCGUGUAGCACAACUUCAUGUACAGUCUUUACAGAACUGUCAUUUAAUAGGCUAUUAAAAUAACCAUUUGAAAAAUG
Molecule: messenger RNA, 4211 nt
Organism: Cottoperca gobio
Lineage: Eukaryota; Metazoa; Chordata; Actinopteri; Perciformes; Bovichtidae
Gene: haspin
Product: histone H3 associated protein kinase
Exons: 15
Coding region: 306-4013 (1235 amino acids)
Biological process (GO): intracellular signal transduction; protein phosphorylation; mitotic cell cycle
Cellular component (GO): nucleus; cytoplasm
Molecular function (GO): histone H3T3 kinase activity; ATP binding
Source: RefSeq, a predicted model, not a curated record